AUGCUUGGUGAAGAAGAGUGGUGUGUCGUAGGAACUUACCGUUGGAGACCUUUUUAUCAGGACUAUAACAACUCAGGUGAAGGAGGUUUGUUUGAAGAUGUAACACCCCCUGAUGAUGUUCCCAUUAUUCUCUACGAUGCAAAAGAAGAAAAGGGAGAUAUGUUGGCUCCCAGAUAUGUAGCUGCAAAGGUUUCAAUACCACAAACAUCUGAUCGCAAAGUAAAAGUGUUUCCUGGUUCGGCAGAUGUCUCAACUAAGACACCUGUUGUACCUCUAGAUCCAUCUCUUAACUGUCGUGAAACUGUAUCCACUUCUGGUGUUUCCUCACAUACGAAGAAGGGACCUCCUUUAGUGGUUGCCACUACUCUUCCUCAACCUUUACAUACUAUAUUUGUCUUACCCUUUGCUAUUUUAUUGGCUGAUAUUGCGAUUGCAGCUGCUGGUGUGACUACUGUGCCAACGAGCCCAGCCUUAAUCGCAACUAGUUGCUUAUUGGUAAUUGCUCCUGAUGUCGUGGUAAUAGGACUUAUUUUGAGGAGAGGACGGGUUUCUACUGCUGUAGCAAUCCAUUUAGCAUUAUGGCCUUCUGUUGCCUUUCUCUUUAUUUUUCCAUUUGUUUCUAUGAUUUUCGUUGUGCAUAUGUUUUUCAGUUUUGUUUUAUUAGUUUUUCUCUUCCGCCUCCGACUGAGUACACAUACCACCUUUGUUAGAUUUAACUAG
Molecule: messenger RNA, 720 nt
Organism: Trypanosoma theileri
Lineage: Eukaryota; Euglenozoa; Kinetoplastea; Trypanosomatida; Trypanosomatidae
Exons: 1
Coding region: 1-720 (239 amino acids)
Source: RefSeq, a predicted model, not a curated record